AUGGCCGAGGUCGAGACUUCCGUCGGCGACGAGUCGUUUUCGCAUGCCGAGCCGAACAUGACGGUGGGCACGAGACGUCAGGCGAAUGGCACGAUCGGCUCCGUCUAUUCGGGAAACAAGAUCAGGCAUCUGAAAAAGGAAGAUGGCAUCCCGCUCUGGCGCAAGGACAUCCAGUACCAGUUUCUCAAGCUCGUCUUCGAGGAUAAAACGCCCGUCUUCACUCGCUGGCCCGAUGGCAAGAAGGGCUUCGACUUCGCCGACGUCUACAUUGAUGCGAUGGCGCGCAGUAGCAAGACGAGCAAGAUCCUCAAGGAUAAGCUCCAGAAUGAUAAGCAGGCUGCUAUCAGCAUGGCUAUGGUGUGUUUACUCGUCAAUUUUGGGCGGAUGAACACUACCCUCAACUUCUUCCCCGAGAUGCGCGCUCAACUGCGGACCUACCACUCGAUUCCCUCGUUACAGGCGCACCAAGACCCCAAUGCCUACAAACAACUACAAGAUGCUCCUCGUCUCAAAUCUAUCCUCAAGGGUGCGUCGGAGGAUGUUGACCAGCCGAACACACUCGAGAUGAUCAAGAAUAGUAGCGUACCCCGGACAAAUCCUGUCAACCUGAUCUUCGUUCUGGCCCAGUACGCCCCCAAAGUGUCCGAGUUGCACUUUUUUCCUCCGCGCGAUUUCUUUGAUCUCGUUAUGAGAUCCACCCUCAGCAGCAAAAGCCGUGCGAAAGCGUUCCUCUGGUUGAUGUGGUGGUACCUGGAGGGUGAUUUUACCCCCGAGGCUGCCCUCAACAAUCCGUUCGGCGCGGGACUGGAUGGCGAAGGAACAGGCGGGCUGCCGAUCAAGGUGCCCAAUUUCGAGAGCCUCACCGAGGACCAAGCCAACGAAGAGAACGUUGAUACGCAAUCCGAGAUUGAAUAUGGAGAGGCCAAGCGCUUGGAGCGAAAACGUUAG
Messenger RNA from Aspergillus melleus, 948 nucleotides. RefSeq lists its product as uncharacterized. Gene Ontology annotation, cellular component: Ino80 complex. Lineage: Eukaryota; Fungi; Ascomycota; Eurotiomycetes; Eurotiales; Aspergillaceae. Bases 1 to 948 code for a protein of 315 amino acids. The transcript has 2 exons. The record is from RefSeq and is a predicted model, not a curated record.